GGUUGAGCAACAACGAAAGUCUUUUUCCCGUCUGAGGAACUGCCAACAAAUCUGUAAAAAUCGACGACAUCUUACGUUUUUAUUCCAUUUUUCAAUCGCCAUUAUUGACUGUGAUCGCUAUUCAAAAUUACCCACCCUCCCCCGCGCCGUUGAAAUUGGGCACUGUCGUUGGGGAGAGAAGUGAAAAAAGAAAAACAACAAGAUGAGUUUUCUGUUUGGGAGCCGUUCGUCCAAGACGUUCAAACCCAAGAAGAACAUACCUGAAGGAACUCAUCAGUAUGAUUUGAUGAAACAUGCAGCUGCCACACUUGGCUCAGGCAAUCUGAGAUUAGCAGUCAUGCUGCCAGAUGGAGAAGAUCAGAAUGAAUGGGUCGCUGUCAACACUGUUGACUUCUUCAAUCAGAUCAACAUGCUGUACGGCACAAUCACAGAGUUUUGCACAGAAGAAAGCUGCCCCAUCAUGUCUGCUGGCCCAAAGUACGAAUACCACUGGGCAGAUGGUCAAACAGUUAAGAAACCCAUCAAAUGUUCUGCUCCAAAGUACAUUGACUACCUCAUGACCUGGGUGCAGGAUCAGUUGGAUGAUGAAAAUCUAUUUCCAUCCAAAAUCGGUGUUCCAUUCCCCAGAAACUUUUUAUCAAUAGCCAAAACUAUACUGAAGCGCCUUUUCCGUGUCUAUGCUCACAUUUAUCAUCAGCAUUUCCCCGAGGUGGUACAGCUUGGGGAAGAAGCACACCUCAAUACCUCUUUCAAACAUUUCAUCUACUUUGUCCAGGAAUUUAGUUUAAUUGAUAGAAGGGAGCUGGCUCCUCUCCAAGAAUUAAUUGACAAGCUCGCCAACAAAGAAGGAAGAUGAACUAGUUGUCGCGGAUCGUGUUGUUGCAGCCACUUCAUAUCAUUUUUUUUAUUCAUGAGGCCUUGAAACUGUCAACUAGAGUCUGCUGUCAAUUCGUUUUACUUUUUCACAAGGAUUUAUACGUAGGAUCUGCCCUUCCAUCAAUGCCACCGUGCAUCUUUAUCACACACACACACACGAUUGAUAACUCCCCAAAACUUCACCAGAAGGAUCGGUCUAUCUUUACAAAUGUAUCCUAUUAUUGAUCGUCACAAAAUUGUUUAGGGAAAGCGUAUGAUUCGAAAAGAAAAAUUUUAAAAAAGUGCUUUGUCCACAUUGAUGAGUGAGGUCCCCCCCCCCCCCCAUAAUCACGUCACAUUUUUUAAAAGAAAUCCUAGCGCGAUGAUUUUCCUUUUUGCUUUCAUGAUGAUGGCGUUUUCCUCCCAUCUCUGAUGAAGUUUCCGAGAUAAAAAAAAAGCCUCUCCCUUGUUAGACUGUCGGUGAAACAAAACAAAAAAAUUAUACUUUAUAUUAUUAUUAUAUAAAUAAUUUUGCGCGCAAGGUGAGAACGGCCACGAAAAUGUUCUUGUUCUUUUUUGUUUGUUUACCUUGUAAGUGUAAAUAAACAAGUCAUGUAAAUACAUAUACAGACAUCGGUA
Messenger RNA from Daphnia pulicaria, 1494 nucleotides. RefSeq names its product MOB kinase activator 1B (gene mats). Lineage: Eukaryota; Metazoa; Arthropoda; Branchiopoda; Diplostraca; Daphniidae. Bases 203 to 856 code for a protein of 217 amino acids. The record is from RefSeq and is a predicted model, not a curated record. Gene Ontology annotation, cellular component: cytoplasm; nucleus. Gene Ontology annotation, biological process: hippo signaling; positive regulation of protein phosphorylation. The transcript is spliced from 5 exons. Gene Ontology annotation, molecular function: protein kinase activator activity.